AUGUUUGUCUACCAGGGAAAGCUUCAGUGGUUCAACUACGGCCAGGACGAGACCUUGGCUGUUGUCCUGCCCAAUGGCUUUGCCCGUGACGGCGACACUGCAUACAUCUUCUCUCAAUGGACAGUGGACGCCCAGGGAAGGAAGAAGUACAACUGGUUCCAAACCCUUGUCGUCUCGAACCUGACAAAGACUUCGUGCGGCGAUGAUACCUUCGUCCUCAAGGGUGCCUACUACACAUGGAAGAUCACCACACAGCAGACCUACAGCAAGAUCAGCAUCACCAUGUCCAACCCCCAGAAGGAUAAGAGCACCAUGACUGCCGACCGCGUCUGGGAGUCCAAGGGCGAGCAGGACACUGGCGAUGCUCGAAUCUGGACUGGCAAGUUCAACUAUAUCCAGUAUGCGAGCAACGAGCCGGCCAUCUUUAUCGCCCCCGACGGUUUCGAGCCCAAAGCCCCGUCCUUCCGCAGUUGUGUUCAGAAGGCGCUGAGCAAGCCUGGCUGUGGAAACUAUCAGUUCAGCUUCACCGACUACUACACCCUCACAUGCACCUGGAACGACAAGAGCGAGUCACUUGCAGCUCGCUUGAGAUAUGGGAAUGGCCAAGAAUAUGAUGUGGCUACUCUGAACCUUUCUGCCAAGAUUGAGCGAGAGGGCCGCGACAGCCACUCCUUUGACCCCCCUGAGGCCCCUGGCAAGAAGGAGGAGGUUGAGACUCAUCUUCCCCAGGCUCAGCCUUCGCUUCGCCGCCUCCUGACUCCCCUUCCGUUCCCCCCUAAGCUGCUCGAUACUUUGGAGCACACUGCCGCCUUUCUCGACCAAGCUGGCUACCUUGCCAGAUAUGCACAGGAUCGCUUCGCCGCUCUAGACGCCGACUACCAUGUUCAGGUCCACCUGGUUGAGGCUCUCCAAAAGGAGAACAUCAAUCUCAAGGAGCAAAUCAAGAAGCUCACCGACGGCCUCCGACUCGCCAACUCCAAGGCGGACGAGCUCCAGAGACAGCUCGAUGCGGCCAAGGUUGACGCCAAGAAGAAGGAAGAGGAGCUCAGGAAGAGAAUCCAGGAGCUUGAGAAUGAGAACAUCAAGGACGACAAACUUCUCGAUGAUCUCCGCAAGGAGCUCGCUGUUCUGCUGGCCAAGAUUACCCAGCUGGAGAACGACUUGGCUGCUCUUCUGGUUGAGAAGAAGACUCUCCUCUCUCAGAUCACCACCCUGCAGGAGAGUGUUGUGGUCCUGGAGGCCCAGAAGGUGGAGCUUGAGAACUCCCUGAAGGUUCAGAAGGACCUCAACGAUGUUUUGGAAAAGAAGAACGCCGAUCUUACCCAGGAUAACAAGACCCUGACGGGCGAGAAGAUCGCUCUUCAGGCCCAGCUUGCCAAAACCCAAUCUGAGCUCGCCGAUACUCAGGACAGUCUCAAGAAGACCCAGCUUAAUCUCGACAGCGCCAACAAGAAGCUCAAGAGAACCGAGACCAAGCUCGAGGACAGGGAAGGGGACCUUGAGAGGCUCAGGGAUUUGUUGGUCAAGGCUGACAGGAAGAUCAACAAGCUUGAGGACCGGUUGGCUGACAACGACAUUGACUUUGACGACCUCAAGUAG
Messenger RNA from Fusarium keratoplasticum, 1599 nucleotides. RefSeq lists its product as uncharacterized. NCBI's taxonomy places the organism in Eukaryota, Fungi, Ascomycota, Sordariomycetes, Hypocreales, Nectriaceae. The coding region runs from base 1 to 1599 and encodes 532 amino acids. The record is from RefSeq and is a predicted model, not a curated record. The transcript has 4 exons.